UUGUAAAAUUGUAGUCAGUACCUUCUUCUGUGAGUGUCAGUGUCAGUACUCAAUUUACUGAUAAGUGUCAGUUUCAUAGUUUAGUUUUCAGAUAUCAACAGUGGAAUACGUUUUCUAUUGCCAUUAUCGUGCUGGACAUAAAUGGCUCCUGAAACUUUAAUUAAUUCCUUGUUAGAUCUGAAAAACAUGUGUCGAUUAUGUUUAAGUCAGAAUACAUCCUUAUAUCUAAUAUUUGCUGACAGCACAACAGCCGAUUCUUCAUUAGUCUCUAUGACUUCAAGAAUAAAAGCUUGUGUUGACAUUGAGGUUACUCCCAGAGAUGAUCUACCUAACAAGAUUUGCCAUCGGUGUAAGGAACAACUUGAAAACUGGGUUAAAUUUAAGGAGCUGUGUGAUAAUGCAAAUACAUUAUUACUUCAGUGUGCUGCUGGAGGAAUUCAGUCACUUUCAGAUGGGAUUCUUGAAAAAAAUUCUCAAAAUAGCGCCAGUACAUGCCUUGAUUUACCAGAAACAUCUUCAGACUUCAGUUUUGUUGAUAGCCUCUUAGAACAUGAUUCCUUAUUUCAAAAAUUAGAAGACGCUCAACACGAGUGUUUACAAAGCAACAAACCACUGAGUGACUCGAAUCCUACAUUACAUAAAGACGACUAUAUUAGUACUCAUGAUGACCCAACAAAUAAGAGUGAAAAAGAGUUGAAAAUUCAAAAUGAGGAAGCAGCUCAGAAAGUCUUAAGCAAAUUAAAUUUUAGGAAAAAAUAUUUUAAUUUUUACAGCAAAAAGUACAAGUGUGAUAUAUGUGGUACAGUUUUUACUAAAUAUAGUAGUCUUUUGCAUCACGACAAAGUAGACCAUAAAAACAUGAUUCCUGAGGAAAUGUGUGGCAUUUGUGGUAAAUUAUUUGUUACAAAAAUUAGAUUAUACAUGCAUAAACACUUGAAACACAAAGUUAAAAUGUAUGAAUGUGAAAUAUGUGGUAUGAAAAGUGUGUCAAAAAAAUCUCUAAAGGUACAUAAGGUGAGGCACAGUUUAAGAUUUGUUUGUAAUGUUUGUAAUUUUGUGGCAAGUACAAAUAGAAGUUUACAAGAUCAUUUAAACACACAUAAAACAGAGAGAAUGUACCGUUGUGAAUUAUGCCAUGGAACAUUCAAGCAACAGCAAGCAUUGGAACACCAUUUAAAGACUCAUGAUGAUGAUUCUGUGUUACGUGCAAAAUGUGAUGUAUGUUCAAAAAAAUUUAGGACAUAUGAUGUGCUAAGAAAGCAUAAAAUUUCACAUGUUACCGAAGUAUCAGGUGAGUUAAAAACUGCUUUUAUAUGUGAGAUCUGUGGGAAAAUUUUGAAAACGAAGCAAUCAUUAUACAUACAUAAGUCUUCUCACAGUGAAAAACAUCACAUGUGCACAGUGUGUGAUGAAUUAUUUUCUACAAAAAAUCUUUUAAAAAGGCAUAUGGUUGUUCAUGGAGAGCGUCUAUUUGCUUGUACAUUGUGUGAUAAAUCUUUCAAUAGAGCUGAUACAUUGUCUUUACACUUGAAUACUCAUUCUCAGUCACAAUUAUUUCAUUGCGAACAGUGUGACCGCACAUUUUCUUUGGCAAGGUACUUGAAAAGACACAUUGCAAGAAUCCACAAUAAAACACAAAACAACACACAAUAGAACACAAAUAGAGGUUUAGUUAUGAACAUAAUGUUAUUACUUUAUAACCUAAUUUGUAAUAAUUAUUUUUAAUCCUUGCCACCGUAGAUGGGUAUAUCAGAAUGGUAGACUUUGACAAAACCUAAACUCAAGUGUAUCCAAUAUUACACAUUGUUUCUCUUAGAGUUUUUAUUAGUUCACAAAAGACCUUCGAAAUGGCAGGUGCAUGUCCCUUGCCUAUCAUAGUUGAUAAGGAAGUAUUUAUAGACGACCUUCACUCCAUGGCAGGGGGGAGGGAGUGUCCUUUGUUUAGCUGUCGACCUGCUCCUGCUCAUCUGUUCUGUGUGUCCUACAGAUCCAUAACCAAAUAUAUCCCUUGUCUGCCUAGAUGAUAAUGUAAGAUGAUAGAACUUAUCUGUGAAACCUUAGAUAAGGAAAUGCUUUAAUAACUAGUCGUUUAUAUAAUUUAUUAGUUUGUACCAAGAAUUUGAAUUUAGAUCAAAUUCACAGUAUAGUAAAUUGUUAUUUUUAGAUUUUUAUCAAUAAAUAUGCUAAUUUUAACUGAAA
Messenger RNA from Homalodisca vitripennis (glassy-winged sharpshooter), 2199 nucleotides. Its product is annotated as zinc finger protein 43-like. Gene Ontology annotation, biological process: regulation of transcription by RNA polymerase II. Lineage: Eukaryota; Metazoa; Arthropoda; Insecta; Hemiptera; Cicadellidae. The transcript has 3 exons. The record is from RefSeq and is a predicted model, not a curated record. Bases 142 to 1653 code for a protein of 503 amino acids. Gene Ontology annotation, cellular component: nucleus. Gene Ontology annotation, molecular function: zinc ion binding; DNA-binding transcription factor activity, RNA polymerase II-specific; RNA polymerase II transcription regulatory region sequence-specific DNA binding.